AAUUCAUCGUGAAUAAAAUGGGAGAACGUUUCAAAGAUCCGACUAAGAACUUCGUGUGCUCCUUCUUCAACUGCAAGGCUUCAUUUUCCAAGUCCUGGAAGCUGGAAGCUCAUUACUGCAAACACACCGGGCUGAGACCUUUCGCAUGUGAUAGCUGUGAUAAAAGUUUUUGCACCCGCUACCAGCUGACCAGGCACAAUCUGAGCCACAGUGGGAAGAAGCCGUACCAAUGUUUAGUGGAUGGAUGUUCUGAGGGCUUUACCAGUACUGCAGGGUUAAAGAACCAUGUUGAACGUGUGCACCAGCACAAGGAGACGCACUAUGUGUGUGACCAUGAGGGUUGUUUGAAAGCCUUCCAUAAGAAUAACCAGCUGAAGUCUCACAAAUGUGAGCACAUGAACCAGCUACCGUUCGAAUGUCAAUAUGAGGGCUGUGGGAAGAAGUAUGCGACCUCUAAAAAGCUGCAGAAACAUGAGAAAGUGCAUGAUGGUUAUCCGUGUGCUGAAGAGGGCUGUACCUUCCAGGGAAGAACGUGGACUGAGUAUCAGGCACACAGGAAAGCGGAGCACAGAGGUAACCUGCUCCAUCUGAGGAAAUCUUGUGAUCUUGUGUUUUUGAGUUAUAAUCUGCUUCUAUAUGCAGAGAUUCUGCAGUGUGACAGCUGUACCAAGGUUUUCCAUAAUGCCUGGUUCCUAAAGAAACACAAACUCCAUGUCCACAUGGGUGUACGCCGUGUCUUCAAGUGCACCAAGGAGGGAUGUCUGAAAACCUACUCAACCCAUUUCAACCUCCAGAAUCAUAUUCUUUCCUUCCAUGAGGGCAAGCGCUCCUUCAUCUGCUCUCAUGACGGCUGUGGGAAAGCGUUCGCCAUGGAGGAGAGUCUGAAGAGACAUGCUGUAGUCCAUGACCCUCAGAAGAAAAAGAUGCAGAAGGCCAAAAAAGGACAGAAGAAAAAGAAGAAACCCAAGGCGAACGUUUCGAAUGCCUCUGAACUGUCUGCACAGCUGAAACAUCUCUCUCUAAACCAGUCCAGGUCCCAGAACGUGCCCUGAAUCUCAUGCAGUCAGUGAGAACUUCCUCGUUCGUCGACUCUACCUUCACUAUCCCGCAUAAUUCCAUUUAAAAAAAAAAAA
Molecule: messenger RNA, 1133 nt
Organism: Hemibagrus wyckioides
Lineage: Eukaryota; Metazoa; Chordata; Actinopteri; Siluriformes; Bagridae
Gene: gtf3ab
Product: general transcription factor IIIA, b
Exons: 8
Coding region: 18-1052 (344 amino acids)
Cellular component (GO): nucleus
Source: RefSeq, a predicted model, not a curated record